GCAGGUGCAGGUUCAGAGCCUGGCCAGUGCUGCCCCCUCCCUCCCUCAGCCUGGGCCCCCCCCCCAAAAGACUCCUGCACCCAAUCCGAUGCCCCAGGCCGGGUACAGCUUUGUGGUCCAGGCUGAGGAGAAGCCCUGCCGUGCAGUGUCCAGCAGAGCCCUCUGUUUUGGCGCUGUCCUGGCCCUGGUCAUCGGCCUGGGGAUGGGCCUAGGGUUUUGGCGCAGCCUGAGAGCCCCAGCCUGGCAUGGGAGGGGCACCUCUGCCAACUUCUCCCAGAGGGUCCUGAAGCGGUGCAGCAGUUAUAGCCGGGGCUCGGUUCCUGAGCUGGGAGGAAAGCGCUGCCCAGAGAUAGUGGCAGCCUUUGAGAACGCGUUUCUUUCCAAGGACCCCUGCCAGAUCACUGAAGAGGACUACCAGCCUCUGAUCAACUUGACCCAGCAGUCAAUACCUUGUGGCAAGUUUCUCUUUUGGAGCAGAUCAAAGAAGCUUGCACACAGGUACACUCGGCAGAAGAAAGAGUUCUUCACGCUGGAGGACACACUGCUGGGGCGCCUGGCGGAUGGUCUCACCUGGUGUGGAGAAAAAGGCUCUCCCGAGAUGAACUACCAGUCUUGUCCUCACUGGAAAGAAGACUGCGCGAAGAACCCUGUUUUAGUGUUCUGGGUCUUGGCAUCUAGAAGGUUUGCAGAAAAUGCCUGCGGCGAGGUCACCGUGAUGCUUAAUGGCUCUCAGAGUAAUGCCUUCAGCAGAAGCAGUAUGUUUGGGAGCAUAGAAGUCAGACAUCUGGAUCCAAAGAAGGUUCACACACUCCAGGCCUGGGUGAUGCAGAAUCCCGGAGGCGUUUCUGGAGACUCAUGCUCAGGAACUACGAUAAGUGACCUGAAAUCAAUUAUUAAUGGAAGAAAUAUUACUUUUAUCUGCCAUGACGUUAACAGUCUUGAAGAGAUCUGUGUGUGAACAAUGCUGAGCGUGGUUCUGCAGACCUGAGCCGUGGACCUUUGCAUGGGGCUCUUCCCUGGCCUGAGGCCCCGGACUGAUGUGACGCGGACAUACCUGGCCCAGGACACUUGCCGGAGGGGUCACAGGGUGGGAUCCGCUCAUGACAACAUCGCUGCAGACGGGAACCUUUACCCAGAGCCUUACUCACCUGACGCUGCUGCCAGCAUCUUUCUCUGGAUCUCCUAACGUUCAGAAAAAAUGCAUUUUAUCAGGAUGAAAAUACUGAUUGUGUCUUAA
Erinaceus europaeus (western European hedgehog) is the source of this 1237-nucleotide messenger RNA. Its product is annotated as ADP-ribosyl cyclase/cyclic ADP-ribose hydrolase 1. Gene Ontology annotation, cellular component: plasma membrane. The record is from RefSeq and is a predicted model, not a curated record. NCBI's taxonomy places the organism in Eukaryota, Metazoa, Chordata, Mammalia, Eulipotyphla, Erinaceidae. Gene Ontology annotation, biological process: positive regulation of B cell proliferation. The transcript has 8 exons. Gene Ontology annotation, molecular function: phosphorus-oxygen lyase activity; NAD+ nucleosidase activity. The coding region runs from base 89 to 958 and encodes 289 amino acids.